Harpegnathos saltator (Jerdon's jumping ant) is the source of this 4272-nucleotide messenger RNA. RefSeq names its product Death resistor Adh domain containing target (gene Drat). The record is from RefSeq and is a predicted model, not a curated record. NCBI's taxonomy places the organism in Eukaryota, Metazoa, Arthropoda, Insecta, Hymenoptera, Formicidae. The transcript is spliced from 4 exons. The coding region runs from base 288 to 1505 and encodes 405 amino acids. Gene Ontology annotation, molecular function: oxidoreductase activity.
CGCGCGCCGACGCGACGAGUUAGUGCGUCUCGCGCGGUCCGUGAGAGGUAGACUCGCGACUUGUGUCUCUUACUUUUUGAAAAUUAUUUUCGCCGCAAAUCUCCUUCAUCAGGCUGCGGAAUUGGAAUUCGCGCUGGGAAGAUAUAUCGCAAAUAUACACAACGCGUUUUCAUCGCGUUCGCUCGGUAGUGCUCGGUAGCGCAGAGGGGCGCGAGGCUUGUUUUCAGUGAUUUUUGAACAGCAGGUGGUUUUUGAAAAAGCAUCUUGAUCGUAGUUCCGAGCUGAUUAUGCCCGUGGAGCUGGAACCCAUGGCGCCUGUAGCUCCUACGUCUUACAAUGGGGAGAAGAAGAUGAACAAGCUGUGCCGGCAGCUCUCGAUCGAGAGUCCCAGCGUGACCGGGAGUCGGGAGUGUGUGUUCAGCUUCGACGUGCCCGUGCCGGACGUGCCGGCACACGGCGCCCGCAUCAGGGUGAUGUGCGCCGGUGCGUGCUACCACCCUCGCCGUUCGCCGAGUCUGAACAGCUUGACGUCGGUGUCGAGCGCCAGCAGCCUCGUCACCGACAUGUCCUUGGAGAGCGACUACCCCGUGUCGCUGCCGCAUCAUGGGGUGCGCGACGCCGCCUUGUUCCCCGGCUACGAGGUCGCCGGUGUGAUCGAGUCGUUUGGCACUGAAGUGUCCGAGGACUGCGAGCUCGCAGUGGGCGAUCGUGUGAUCCUCUACCCGUACGACGGCAUCCCCAACGGCUACGUGGAGUACCUGGUGGUGCAUGAUCUCAAGUACCUGAUCAAGAUCCCGGACAGCAUGUCACUCAGCGUGGCGGCUAUGUUGCCGGCUGGCGCGCUCUUGGCGAUGAACACCGUCUUCGCCGCGCAUGAGCACGUGCAGGCGUUGCUGAAGGAGAGAGGUGAGAAGAGCGUCUGCAAGAUUCUGAUAGUCGGCACCGGUGGCCUCGCUCUGUGGGCGCUCAGGAUCGCAUCGUAUCACUUCAGCAAUAUGAGGGACAGGGUCACCACUACGGUGGCCAGUCUCAAGGACGACGGUCUUCAAAUAGCUCAGGAGUUUCAGCGUCGGCACGUCGGUUACAGGGUGAACGUGGUGCAGUGGAGCGAAGACCUGUACGAGAAGCAGCUGAUCGAGCGCACGAUGGAUGCAUGCCAAGGCCAGGUGGACGUAGUGAUCGACUUCGGCACGACCUCGCGCAACCUCCACCGCAGCAUGCAGUGCCUCAGCAAGGGCGGCGUGGUGUUCGUGAUCAAGGAGGUGGCCGACCGGCUGCUGCCCAAGUUCAGCCGACGGGCGGAGGAGAAACAGCAAUCCAUCAAGCCGGUCGAGCCGGGCACUCUCGAGCAGCUUCGCGAACUCGUGCAGCUGGUCGGCUCCGGCGAGAUCGAGCCACCGCCGCACACCGUCUACCCGGCCGAGGAGGCGCUCGACGUCGUGCACAAGCUCUGCCACUCGGAGAUCCAGGGUCGCGCGAUCCUCCGCUUUUAUCCCGCGGAUUAGAAGUCCCGCCGCUGAGAGAUUACUAGUCGCGGUCGCGGAUCGACGAGCGAGAGACAGAUUCGACGACGACGACGACGACGACGAUGAUGACGACGAUGACGACGACAACGACAAUUAUAAUGAUGAUGAUGAUAAUGACAACCACAACCACAGGCACGUAGUUGAGACACGUGGCGGUCUAGUCGGCAAUCAUACAAUUGUUAGAAUCAGCGCGAGCGUUUCCGCAGUCGAUCGAAAUUAAAUUAGCAGCUCCGACGGAGUUGAGCUAUCAGAGUUGGACGACAGCAGUCGUCCUCUACCGAUAGCCGGAUAGCUAGACCAGAGACCUGGUGAGAGAUGACGUGUUGUGGGAUGGGGGCGAGGAGGAGGAGGAGGAGGAGGAAGAAGAAGUUGAAGGAGGUUUUUUUCGGCAGGAUGAUAUUCGCUCGUUUUGACACGUUGGUCCAUAUCGCUCGAUCGCAUGAAAUGACGAUAAUCUUGAAGAACACGUUAAAUCCCUUGAGAAAAAGAUCUCUCUGUACCGCAUAGCGAGGAGAAGUCUUUCCCGCGGGAGAUCGAAUUCUGCGACCUCGAGGUCGCAGAAUUUGUCACAGAACGAGACGGAAAGUUUUCGUUCGUUGCUUCGGAUUCGCAGCGGCUUUCGUUUGGAGAGCAGUCGGACCGUGUGUAAUUCGCGAAGAUAAUCACAGCGUUAUACGCGUGUGAAACGCGCGUCACACGAGAGAGAGAGAGAGAGAGAGAGAGAGAGAAAAGUGUUGUCAGAUAACGCCGAUGUAAGGAGGAAGUAACGGUAUUUGCUUUUGGUGGCAUGUCUCUUUAUCUUCCACAGAUAGAUGUGUAAGAACAGCUUAACACGAAGAUUUAACGACGAUUUACAGCGUGUGACGUUAACGGAUAAAACUCUGAUGUAAGCGAGGACGGUGCUCUACUUCGUUCUUCCGGAUGAUAAUCGUCGAACGAAGAAGACGCACCUGCGCGUAGCAAUAUGAUUAUUGCACGAUGCGAGUCCCUUCGAUCUACGCGCGAAACCUCGGCGCUGAAAUCGAAUGACACGCACGAUGAUCACUUCUGCUUCGGUCGAUGCGGUGAUACUUCCUUCGAGUUACUGAGUGAAAGGCAACGGUGAAUAUAUAGUUAUAUAGUUAAUACGAUAUCAACUACGAUACCUUCUACGAACUUCUACCAACGAUAAUAACUUCUACUUUGGUCGAUGCAGCGACACCUCCACAACAGUUAUCAAGUAACGACAACGGUGAGUAAUCAUAUAACUAAUACGACUAAUAUUAGCUAUAUGAUUGCACCGUUGCGAUUGUACUCGGUAAUUUGUAAAAGUAUCGAUCGAAGCAGAAGUUAUUAUCCUGCACGGCAUUGAUGUAUGAUGUUGUAAUUAACAACGACACAAGAAGGGAUUGAAGAAGAAUAUUUUUGCUUAAAACCGAUGGACGAACAAACGAAUGUUGGGACUCUGAGAUUUUCCCAACGAAAUGCCCGAUUGAUAUCGUUAAAGGAGCGACGACGUUCUCGUCGCGUAUUUAGAGCCGCGAAUGUAAAAAUUCGAAUCGCACCCGGGUAUAAAUAUAAAGCAUCGUUUAUAAAACAAAUAUAUAACAUGUAAUAAAUUCGUAAAAUUCUGAAUACGCGGCGAGAAUACAGGUCGUCAGGUUCCGUAUGUAAAAUCGACGUGGACGAAGGAUUUUAGGAUGAGAAAAUGACUCGCGCCGAAGACGGAGGCAGCGACCUCGUCGAGCGCGCACCAUUCGUCCGGUUGUAAACGGUAAAUUCCUUACUGUGCUAAAGAUAUAUUCAACGCUAUUCAUCUCAAUUAUCGAGAAACGUCGUUCUUAACGACCGCAAUAACCAGUCGACAGUCUUGCAGUUAGUCGAAACGCGUGAAAUCACGCUGACUAAUCAGACUAUCAUUGUCACGAACGACGAUAAUCAGACUCCGUCGAGCGUCGCCGAUGAGACACUGCAAAUUGUUACCGCGCAGCGAGUUAAUUUGUAUUAUCCAAACAAGUCCGAUAUUUCGCAGUACAUUUCAAUGCGCAUAUAUUGCGGUGACGCCGCAACGCAAGAUCAAAUGUGUAUUUACUGUCAGUUACCGUUAAGUUUACCGUUUAAGGUGAGGAUGUUGAAUUGUAGCGGAUAUCCGAUUUUAUUGUAAGACGUGAGACGUGAGAUAUUGUUGCCCGGUGUAGUUACAGAAGGCAUAAUCAGCCGUGUAAAUUAAAAUUUGCUUAAUAAUCGAUUUGAUGCGAUAAGUGACGGCAAAUUGAGAGUGCAAUUGACAAAAUGCGGAGAAACUUUUUGGCAAGAUAUGCUUUGCAAUUUUUAACAAGGAGAUAUGAUCGCUGUGCCUUCGUAGCUGAUUCUUUGCUGAUUCUGAUAUACUCGGUAAACGUAAUUGAGACAAAACUCUUCAUGGUAUAUUUUCUAGUCGGUGGACACGUUUCCUCGCGUGGGAAAGCUGAGAAACCAGAUUCUUCGACGCGAGUUUUCAAAGACACAGGCGACUAGUGAACUUUCGGUUAAACGCGAACACGGUUCCACUGAAUUUUAACGUUCUGACAUUUUCUUUUCCUCAAUUCAGAUACAAUUGCUUCGUUACACAUCGAUGAUACGUCACCUUACGGUAGCGCACGGAUAUUCGCGUGAGACAUAUGUUACUUCGAUUACUUAGGAUUUUACCCGGUAUCACGGGAAUUGUAUUUAAUUACAUCGUAAUUGCAUCGUAAUCAGAAUCGCAAGCGGUUCUAAUACUCGAAUC